Molecule: messenger RNA, 7644 nt
Organism: Penicillium cinerascens
Lineage: Eukaryota; Fungi; Ascomycota; Eurotiomycetes; Eurotiales; Aspergillaceae
Exons: 3
Coding region: 1-7644 (2547 amino acids)
Molecular function (GO): protein binding
Source: RefSeq, a predicted model, not a curated record
AUGUCCACCAAUCAGGCCGGCCCGGAGGUCGAAUCGGAGAAGAACCAGAGCAUCGGAGCUAAGGUAGCAAAGCAGCUUAGCAAGAGGAUGUCUCUGGGGGGAAAGAAAGAAAGGAAAGAAAGCACAAGCAAGGAAAGUACUAGCAAAGCCACGGCCGGGGAAAAUGGCAUCAGCCAAACUUCGACAAAGGAAAACGCUAGCAAGGGAACCGCUGCGGAAAGCGGUAUGGGCAAGCAGGGCCUCGACAAGGGAGAAGAGGCUAAGAACCAAGCUAUGACAGGAGAUAUGAGCGGCGUCAAAGGGGAUGCUGGAAAAGGAGAAAAUACCAAGAAUGCCACAAGGGAAGGAGAUGCUGUCGGAGCUGUUGGAGGACUCGGGUCAAAUAAAGAAAAUAUCAAAAAGCCAGCCGAGGAAGUCGGCCACCGCGUCUUUGGCCACAAACCCAGUGUCGUUGCGAACGAUUCAAACGAUGAUAUUAAACAGGGACCGAUCACACAUGGUCGUAAGGACCAGCGAGACACCAGGAGCGGCCGUGCCUUCUCCGGAGCAGGAGGUAGCGGAGAAGGAGAUCUCAAUAAAGCUGGUGGCGGCUCGGCUCCUGGAGAAGCUGCAGCCGGAGGCACCGGUCAUGGAAUCUCAUUUGCUGGAAGCAAUGCCUCGAAAGGAGACACAUCCGCAGGGGGUAUGACUGGAGACGGUGCUACCGGAAGCAAAACGGCCAGGGGCUAUUCCACAGGAGAUACUGUUUCUACUGCAAGUCUCGCUGGAAGUAAAACCAAGAAGGACAGUGCUGGAAAUAGCAUGGCUGGAAGCAGUGCUGCCAAAGACAAUACGACUGGAGCCAACACUGGCUUCACCGAUACGACUUUGGGUACUGGUACCGGAGGUGCUCUUGCUGGAGGAAUCCUUGCUGGAAGCAGCACCUCUGAAAGAAAUGCAUCUGAAACCAAGACCUCCUACAACUAUACUUCAAAGAGUACUGGUGCCGGGAAUACUCUCACCGAAAGAGCACUCGGUGGAAGCGGUGCAUCGAGAGGAACCCCCUCUGGUGGUACUUCUAGCGGAGGCGGUCUUUCGAGAAGUAACGCCAGAGGGAAAGUUGGAAGUGGUGUGACCGCAAGUUACAUGUCUCGAAGUGAUUCCGACAAAGAUAUUGCUGGAGGCGCCGCCAUUGGAGGCGCUGCUGCUGGAGGUGCCGCUGCUGGGGCAUUCGCUGGAAAGAAGGCUACAGGUCCAGGUGCGACAGACGACACUCUCAGCCAGGAACUCAGAGAAGAAUCCCACAUUAGCAAUGAUGUCUUCAGCUCUGGAGCUUUCAACCAAGCUGCAGCCAAGGGCCUUUCAGGUGGCAAAUCAAUCUCCCAUGAUCCUCCCGGCAAGAGCAAGAGCAACAUUGGAAAGCAUAAGAAGGGUCACCAGACCUCUCAGGCUUCCAAGAGUGGUCUCAGCCAGGGAAUCACUUCAGCGGGACAAACCGACAAGGGCCUGUCCUCUAUAAGUGGCCUUGGAAUGGGAGCUGCUGGCGGUGGAGUUCUCGCUGGAGGAGUCAUGAGUAGCGGAGGUUUCGGACAAGGUAUGACCCAAGGCGGCAUGAGCCAGGGAGCCUACGGCCGAGGACAAUCCAGCACCGCCACUACCGACACGACGGACACCAGCCGUACGCAGACCAAGCGCGUCGUCCAAAACUUUAGUGGCGGCGGUAACAAGGCCACUGUCCUUCAGGACAAGGUCCAGGCUGUUUCCCAGAAGUGCAAGACACAGCUUGGCCUCUCUGCGAGCGAGAUUAACCAGAGAAGCCCAACCGUGGAUACCUUCUUCGAUGCAGUGGCUGCCGAGCGUCUCCGCUGGAUGCCCCGUGAUGGAAGCAGACUCGACUGCAGCCUCAGAUGGGCCUCCCGACUCGCGUAUGCAGUUGAUGCCCUACGGGAGUCGAUUGGGGCCUUUGCACCCGGAGCCGAUGAAGCGGCCAAGCUCAUUUGGGGAUUCGAGAUACUCCUCUUGGAGUCUGAUCUUGACAAUAUGGACGUGUUCGAAAGCGUUUUCGGCAGAUAUGGCCGUGUUGCUGUCCACAUCUAUCUGCUUCUCCAGUAUGAGAGCGCUUACAAGUCAUCCCCGGAACUUCAGCCAGGGGCCGCCGCUGUAUAUGCAGACCUGCUCGAAAUGGUCUGCAACACCACAAUCAGCUGCAUCGAGGGAGCGAAGAGCAAGGAGUCUGAGCAGGCCAUUGCUCACAAUGUUGACUCCGCCUUCGUGAACUAUUCCAAGCGCUACUCGACUCACUGGAAUGAGAUUGUUGAAUCUGCCACGUCGAAUCUUUUGAAUAAGAGCUCGCUGAUCUACAUGACGCCCGAACUGGGCAGUCUCCGCCAGUUCCUGGGUGUUCAGGACCGCCCUCUUCAGUUCAUUCUUGAGUCCCGCACGCAUUCCCUUGCGGAAGGAUCGUUUGAAUGGUUCAACAACACUUUGUAUGACUUUUCCGUCGGGAAGUCUCCAGUGAUGCUGGUGAAUGGUGGCCCCGGCUCUGGAAAGAGUGCCCUGGCCCAGUGGACCGUGGAGCGGCUCCAGGAAUCAGGCGAGCACGACAACUGGAACGUGAUCCCGUACACAAUUCGGGCUGAUAUCCCUGUCGCGACGCUGCCACUGCGCUUCCUGAAGGGUAUGAUGCACCAGAUGCUGGAUCAUUGCGUCAGCGACCAGGUUACCCAAGAGGCCAUUCUGGUAGAAGUUGCUAUGGCAGCCCAAGGUGCACUUGAUGGUGCUGGUGAAGCCGAAGUUGAAAAAUCGCUCUGGAGGGGUAUUCGCAGAGGAUUGAACUCGGACAUUCAGUUCAUGUUUGUGGUGGAUGGUUUGGACCAAAUGAAGGGUGGUGAUACUGACGCCAUUGCCUGCCUUGACCAAUUCACCGAGAUUCUAUCUGAACAGAAUGCAGGGUCAAAGAUGAUUGCCUUCACCAGACCACUCGGCUCAAAAGUCCGCGCCAGGGGCAUCGAGCAGUUCACGAUGCAGACUUCCCAGACUCAGACGGAUCUGGAAGCCUAUGUAGCUAAAAUGCUAUCCGGCUCGCAAUUUGAUGGCCCCAUGGACAAUGAGCUCGAUUCAGCCGUGUCUGUCAUCGUCAACCGCUCUCAGGGCUCCUUCAGCUGGGCAGAGAUGGCAGUCGCAUACGCUCGACAGCAGAGGACUCUGAACCAGGCAAUCUCGUCUGUGGAGAGCCUUCCACAGACCAUGUCUGACUUGCUUGACUUCCACAUGAAGAACAUGGACUUCAGUCAUCACGAGACACGCUAUAUCAUGUCGUGGCUCGCUGCUGCUGAAAGACCAUUGCUGGUUGAAGAGGUGGAACAGCUGCUCGCUGUGGAUCCUCAGGGUCCCAAAUUCAUGUCACGCUACUACCAUGGCGAGGAAAAGUGGUUCAGCUCAUUGAAGCCUCUGGUUAUGACCCGCGAUGGCGUCGUUUCGUUUGCGCACACAUGUAUCCGCGACCAUGUCAUCAAGCAGGCCAAAUCUGCUAGCACCAAAUCUCCACUCAAUCUGAGAGAGGCUCAUUACGAUCUUCUCACCAGGUGCCUUGCGUGGGUUCAGUUGAGCGUUAAAGAGGAGGCCGAAAUUUCCAUGGACAAGCUGAGCAUGGAGGAGCGCAACCAUCUCUUCGACAAGUAUGUCAUGCUGGAGUAUACCGCCCGGUACUGGCUAUCUCAUCUCCUAUCGUCACCUCUGGUUACCGACGAUGGAGAGUUCCAGUUCACGACAAGCUUUAAGAAACUGGUUCCUCCUACUGUACUCUUUGCCCGCCUCGAGUUGACCUGUAAAGAGUCACAGUUCACCCGCUCUAGUGUCGUCGAGCUGUAUCGACUGGCGGCGGACAUCCGUCGCAUAGUUUUGGGGGAGAAGUCUAUGGCUCUUCUCCAAAGUCUGCUCUUCAGUGCACGCGUCUCCAAACUGGCUCAUGCCAACCAUGCCGAUGAGCAUAGUUACGAGGCAUGGAGACUUAGCCAAGAGCUUCUGGGCCAGUCUGAUAACAUCACUUUGAACUGUGCCGAGAUGAUGACCCAGUCGUUCACCGAGCGAGGCAGCAUGACUACUCAGCAGGAGGACAUCAUGAAAUACCUGAUCUUGACCGAUUCGGAGAUCACCGGUAUCGAGUUCAACCAGCGUCUCAAGUAUCUCGGAAUGAUCUCCGGCAUGUACAAGACUCGAGAAGAACAUGAGUCUGCCCUCAUCGUCUCCAAGCAGUUCUACCAGCAAGUCAUGCAGACAUACGGCACCAACUCGAGACAGUCGACUGAGACCGCGGACUUCUUGACUAGUCAGUUCCCAACUACCGGAAGUGACGAGAUGAGCCGUGACAUAGCGAGAACCAAGUAUGACAACAUGCUUCGCACCAUGGAAGUUGACGACGAGCGUCGCAUCAAGUACACAAUCUACAUGGCUCAGAUGUACGAGCAACAGGGUGAGACGGCCCAAGCCCAGGCAGUUUUGUCUGCUCUAUGGGCCGGUCUCAACUCUCGCGACAUCGACUCGGUUGAGAUGAUGGACAAGAAGGCGAAUGUUGCACUGGUAUACUACCAGUUCCUUCGCCGACAGGGCCGGAAUGAGUCGGCGGAAAUCAUCAUCCGCGAACUUGUCGCAGACCUCGAGACCACUGGUAUUCACUCUGAGGAGAUGAUGCAGCGUGUGCAGCUCCUCCGUAUUGAGACCCAGGAAAUGCACCUGUACAGCAUGGACCGGGCGCUAGCUAUCCUGAUGUGGCGUUACUACAAGGAGACCAACCAGGAGUACUCUUCCGAUGCUACGACUCUGGCUCUUUCGCUCGCCGAAGGCAUGGCCGCAACGGUCUCUAUGCAGAGGUCUUCUGGCCUAUCUGCUCGAGACCGGAAGUUGAUGGUUGAGCUUCUGGAUUCCGUCGCUUCGUCACCCAGGAACCUCUCCGUUUCCACAUUGAUUCUGUGUCACAACCUUGCCAGCAUUUAUGUGCGCGAGGGUGACUGGGUCGAUGGUGGUGAAUGUUCCAAGGCUGUUCUGCAGCAUAUUUGGCCUGCCGUUGAGCAAGCCGGGUCUCACAAGAAGUUCUCAACAGAAUUGGCACCUCCAAUUGCCGAUCUGGCAUUAAUCUUGGCUUACUGCCACUUCCGCAGACUGCAUUUGGAUCAGGCAACUAUUGUCUACGAGAACGCCUUUGCUUCGUUGAUUGCAUCCGACAGAGUGCCCGUGCCUUCGGUUUUGGCUGUGGCUAAGGCAGUGGUUGAAUUCUACGAGACCACCUUCCAAUUCACCAAGGCUCUCACCCUGCUUCAUACUGUCAGCAAUUUCCUGGCGACUAGACUGGGUGAGACUCACAAGCACACGAUUGACAACUUGUAUCUGGAAGCUGCUUUGGCGGACCGACUGGAGAUGAUUGACCAGGCGAAGACCACCUACCAGCGCAUCUAUCAGAGCACGGUUGGAGAUACCACAAUUGCUCCUGAGGGUAUUGAAGCUGCACUUGCUCUCAUCGGUCUGUAUGAGAAAAAGCUGCAGUGGGAUUCUGCUCUGGAUGUCUACCGGCAUCUCUGGCCGACCCUCGUGGUCCAAGACAACACGUCUACCUAUGAUCAGGCUGAAGUCGAGCGAUUGCUGGAGAAGACCUAUCUGGGAUACAUGACCAUUCUGACUUCCCGGACAAAGACUACCGACUUCUCUGAAAGAUACAAGGUCGCAUCCGACUACGCGACUACUUGCCGUAAUGUUUAUGGACCCACGGAUCAGAAGACGCUCAGCGCACUUCUACUCUACGCCGAGCUGUGUGAGACCAACGACUCGUACAUUGACCAGGCUAUCGCGCUAUACAAGCAGCCUCUUCAGACCAACGACUGGGUGCCUACAUCCCAGUCAUCUAAGCCUCUGGAGCAGAUGUCGCAGCCGCUGCCCAUCACGCUCAAGCACAAGCUGGCGCAGCUCUUUGUCCGCAAGCGUGACUCAACAAGUGAGGCUCGCUCGCUGUACACCGAGGAGUACCAAUUGGCAAAGAAGACUCAAGGAUACUUCUCUACCACGACCUUGUCUUGGCUUCGAGAGCUUGCUCUGGCCCAUUCUCGCCAGGGUACACCAUCCUCCGUCCAGCAAGGCAAUGCCCUUCUCCACACCUAUGUCACAGAUGUCCUCCACGCUGGCGGUGAUCCCGACAUGAUGGGCGACUGGGCCCGCAAGAUCGCCUCCAUCUACCUGGAGUGUGGAUUCAUUGAAGGGGGCAACAAUGUUCUCGAAGAGCUCCGCCAUCGUGUUAUCUCUGCAUCCGACGCUUCGGCAAUGCCCCUGGGAGAGCGUCGCGACGCCAUGUUCGUGGCCUCCUACGAGGAAGUGUUCAGCCGCCGUACCACCUCCCAGCAGAUCCUCGUAGAGAUGAGCCGCGAGAUGCAGAUCCAGCAGACCUUCUCGAAGAACCUUUCCGGCCACGACUUCAUCCCGACGCUGAUCUCUGGCGAACGUCUUGCCCGUCUGCAGACCGAUCAGAAGCGUACUCGUGCCGCGAAGGAUACCCGUGAGCGACUGUACGAGUACUUCUGCGCUACGCUAUCUGCUACCAAGAUUGCAGACCACGAAAUCGUGAUGCAGUUCUUCGGCAUCUGCCUCCGCGAAGUGCAUAACGAGAACUACUGCUUGAACAUCCUCAAGACAACCACCAGCCUAGUCCGCGAUCUGUGCAAUGAAUCGCGCUUCCAAGACGCAAGCGAUGUCACGGGUGUCUUGCACUCAUUCCUGCACCUGACCGACGGCUUGGACAACUACGAAAGCAUCAUCACGGCCACCAAGUUGUGCUUGUACCUGAGCGGCCAUCAAGCCACCAAGUGCCAGAACGAGAAACUCUUCAACGAGAUGUCUCUCAAAUCCAAGAUGCUGCUCCAGGAACUCAUGGCCUCGGCCAAGUCAAUGGGCAUCGAGAUCGUCGAUCUCCCUUUCACCGAGCUAAACGACAUCAUCACCUUACUCGGCGAGUACGAGAUGUUCGACGACCUCGAAGGAAUCCUGACACAGCUCUGGACUUCCCGAAUUGUCCAGCGCACGUGGACUCCAGACGUGGUUGUCUGGAUCGGCCGACGACUCGUCGAGACGCGCUUCUGCCAGGGCUCCGUCGACUCCGCUAUCCAGCUUUGUCGCGAUAUCUGCUACAACCUGCGCCAGGUAUGGGGUAGCUGUGACAACGUCACACUCGAGAUGACCAAGCUCCUGUCAGCUCUCUACACAGCCUCGGGAGACAACAAGUCCGCCGCCACCCUACAUGAAGGCGUGUUGUACGACCUACUGGGCGACUCCGAAGCCAAGAGCCAUCCCAACGCUUCGGAUGUGGUUUCCCAGCACUUGGAGCUACUCCGCCGUGCCCAAUCUCGUCUUGGUGCUGGAGAGACCGCCCGAUCAUCUUCGCAUGCCGAUCUCGUUGCGCAGGUGACGGAUCGCUUCGGUCUACAGUCCGCGCAGAUCGAGGGCGUGGGCGCUGCCCACGGCGGCGAGCAGUUCGGCGUUUGGACCAAACCUCGUCGGUUCAGUAUUGAUGUUGAGGAUCUGGAUGAGCAGGGCCAGAUGCAUCAUAAUCACUUGCGAGAGUCUAGUGGUGCGGGUUUGUUGACCGGUAGUGGCGCGCCUAGGAGGAUCUCGGUGCAGGCGCUGUAA